Molecule: messenger RNA, 1253 nt
Organism: Homalodisca vitripennis (glassy-winged sharpshooter)
Lineage: Eukaryota; Metazoa; Arthropoda; Insecta; Hemiptera; Cicadellidae
Product: glutathione S-transferase 1-1-like
Exons: 6
Coding region: 336-1001 (221 amino acids)
Biological process (GO): glutathione metabolic process
Molecular function (GO): glutathione transferase activity
Source: RefSeq, a predicted model, not a curated record
UAACAAACUGUUCAAAUAAAAGUGUGUCAAUCUAAUCUUCCAAUCUAAAUAAUAUCUAGUUUGGUUUUUCUGUUAAAAAAAUGUAACAGAAAAGAGUUUUUCCCACAGCAUGUGUUCAGAUGUUGAGUUGAGUAUAGCGACGUAAGCGGCUUUCUUUACACCAGAACGUGAACGCGGAGAAAGUCGGCAAGGCCAGAAUACGCUCGGCCGCUCGCCUACUUUCGUACGCGAACGCGACUUAGAUAACGCUCGCGCCGAGAACAGAUCACACCACAGCACACUCUCACCGGCGAGGAAGUCGCUCCGUGUUUGUUGGUUCCCUUGCAAGCAGACAGAUGAGUCCAGUUAAGCUCUAUUACUUUCCACGAAGUGGGCCAUGCAGAGGUGCCCUGCUAGCGGCUAAGCAAGUGGGAGUGGCCUUUGACAUUCAAAUGGUUGAUCUCUUGAAGAAGGAGCAGUUUGACCCUGAGUUUAUCAAAAUCAACCCUCAACACACUGUACCCACUCUAGUGGAUGGCGAAUUUACAUUAUGGGAUGGCCAUGCCAUUGCAAUGUACCUGGUAAACAAGUACGCUAAAGAUGAUUCUCUAUACCCGCGAGAUCCUAAAAGAAGAGCAGUUGUUGACCACAGACUGUUGUUUGACAUAGGAGUCCUCUACGCCCGCAUCAGGGAUAUUUGUUUUCCUGUAUUGUUCCGAGAUGAAACAGAGGUGACUGCAGACAAGAUCAAGUCGCUAGAGGAGGCGCUGGGCUGGGUAGAGCUGUUUCUACGCGAUAACUUAUGGGUCGCAGGUUCUAAUCUGACCAUUGCUGACACUGCUUUCCUGGCUUCCAUCACCAGCAUUGCGGCAGUUGGAUACAAACUAAACAAGUUCACCCGUAUUCUUGACUGGCUGGGCCGCUGUGAGAAAGAAGUCAAGGGGUGGGAGGAGAACAGGUAUGGAGCAGCAUUGUUUGGAGAGGCGGUUGCCAGCAGGUUGAAGCCAGGACAAUUUAUGUAGUCUCCAUACUAUUUAUAGCUCCUACUAAAUUGAUUCUGACAGAAAUGUAAACAUUAGUAAUAGGCCUAAUCACGUACAAAAUUUAUCUGUCAACUAAUCUCAAUUAUAAUAUCAUUAAAGAGUAAUUUAAUAGCUUGGUUUUCAAUAUUUUACUCAAUAUUCUGUAUGUAGGUGGCAUAUAAGGCAGGAAAAAUUGUGUCAAAAUAAUGCUGAGUAACAGUUAAUAAGAAAUAAACGUUUAACAGAUUAUAA